This is a messenger RNA of Pieris macdunnoughi, 1401 nucleotides long. The record is from the annotation of a GenBank genome assembly. Lineage: Eukaryota; Metazoa; Arthropoda; Insecta; Lepidoptera; Pieridae.
AUGGCAGCUAUAAAACAAUUGUUUUUGAGUCAAUUUGUCGUAACAGAGGACAAAAUUAUCAAUGGCGGAGUAUUAGUUGCAGACGGACGUAUUGAAAAGAUAUUGAGUCGAGAUGAAGCCGUAAAAUUGAGUAUAGAAUACGGGGACAAACUCAAAGUGAUAGAUGGAGGAGAUCUGGCGAUGAUCCCAGGUGUGGUGGAUUCUCACGUUCACGUAAACGAGCCUGGACGGACCGCGUGGGAGGGGUUUCGGACAGCAACCAACGCGGCGGCAGCGGGUGGCAUCACGACUAUAGUUGACAUGCCCUUAAAUUCAAUCCCACCAACGACAACUUUGGAAAAUCUCAAAGUUAAAGCAUCAUCAGCUAAGGGGAAUGUAUUCGUCGACGUAGGUUUUUGGGGUGGUGUAAUUGUAGGAAAUCAGGGUUCUCUUCAAGACCUCGUGAAAGCAGGCGUAGUAGGGUUCAAAUGUUUUCUAUGCCCAAGUGGCGUAGAUGAGUUUCCGAAUGUCGGGGUUGAAGAUCUCAAAUUGGCGUUCCAGGCACUAGAAGGUACAGGAUCAGUUUUGGCGUUCCACGCUGAGCUAGAGGAUGACGAUACUCCGUGUGAAGCAAAAAAGCCAGCUCAAGAUCCAGAAGACUAUAAUACAUAUUUAGAGUCGCGACCACCUAAAAUGGAGCUGAACGCAAUAACAUUGAUCAAAAAAUUUGUUAUGACCUCCGACGUUCGCGUUCACAUAGUGCAUGUAUCAUCGGCGUCUGUGAUACCAUUACUGGUAGAAGCAAGACAAGCCAGACUGUCCAAAGGCAACGAAGCUUGGCGUGGUGGAGUUACCGCUGAGACAUGCCACCAUUAUCUCUCUUUGAGCGCUGAAGAAAUCCCCAAAGGGCAUAGUGAAUAUAAAUGCGCCCCACCUAUUCGGGAAAAGGAUAAUAAGGAAAUGCUGUGGCGCCAUUUAUUGAAGGAUGAAUUAGACAUGGUUGUAUCUGAUCAUUCACCUUGUACGCCGGAACUUAAAUGUAAAAACAAUUUAGAGGCCUGGGGUGGAAUAUCCUCCGUACAAUUUGGUUUAUCAUUAUUCUGGACGCAAGCACAUGCCCGGGGAUUGGACUUGAGAGCUAUAUCCAAGUACUUAUGUAGCGGACCAGCCCAUCUCUGCGGGCUGGAAAAACGAAAAGGCGCUUUGAAACCUGGAUUUGACGCUGACAUUGUGUUCUUCGACCCUAACGAAGUUUUUGUUGUUACUUCCGACAUUAUAAGGCACAAAAAUAAGCUUACACCCUACAUUGGAAAGAAAUUAAGGGGAGCCGUGAAGAAAACCUUCCUGCGAGGUGAACUUAUAUUUACCGAUGGUGACACUACUGGGGAGCCAAAAGGAAAAUUGUUAUUACGGGACUUAUAA